This is a messenger RNA of Oncorhynchus kisutch (coho salmon), 3578 nucleotides long. Its product is annotated as zinc finger protein 69-like. NCBI's taxonomy places the organism in Eukaryota, Metazoa, Chordata, Actinopteri, Salmoniformes, Salmonidae. The coding region runs from base 1105 to 3006 and encodes 633 amino acids. The transcript has 4 exons. Gene Ontology annotation, biological process: regulation of transcription by RNA polymerase II. Gene Ontology annotation, molecular function: DNA-binding transcription activator activity, RNA polymerase II-specific; RNA polymerase II cis-regulatory region sequence-specific DNA binding. Gene Ontology annotation, cellular component: nucleus. The record is from RefSeq and is a predicted model, not a curated record.
GAUGGUUGAGUAUUUGUUUAUUUUGUUCAAACAAAGUAUAAGGGAGUUGUACUCCAGUCUAGUAGGUGGCGGUAAUGCAACAUUUAUUGGAUGCCAACCGCGGUUAAACCUCAUCGAAGAAGAAGAGAGACCCUGAGAGAUGACUGCUCUGAGAGAUGACGUCGCAGCUGGACCCUAUUGGAAACUUAUUGGAUAUGGAAAAUCGCGAGGGUUGGCCCGAGAGGCGAGGUCCUCUCGGGAAAAUGUUGGUGUGGUAGCUAAUUCGAGCAUUUGCACAGCAGCGGACAGUUCUAACAAAAGUAAAUAUGGUUUAUAUUGCAUGCUCCAUACGUUGAAGAUAUACACCAAAAUACGCCGAAGACCAAGCAAACAGAGUCAGUUGUUUUAGAGACCGCUGUUUUAGCAGGUUCGUGCUGACCGACUGACUGCUAUCAAUGUGCCUGUCAUGUUUACAUUUUCGCGCGCGGACCCCCCCAGCUAGCUCUCUAGCUAGCAAUGCACAUUCACUGCAUGUUGUGUUGGACUUGCUCGUCUGUAAGCAAUGCAUACACCUUUGCAAAUGACAACAACAUUAAAAACAGUAUAAUGUGCAUGUAUAUACGUUUAUAGAGUUAUCUAUGUGACACAAGACAUGUUAAACUCGCAUGUCCUAGCCCACAGUGUCUUCAUCUCGAGUCGUGUAACGUUACUGUAGCUACAUCGACAUAAAUCCGGAUAUAUCCGUUUUUAUUAUAGUUAAAUAACUAAGGUAUUUGAGGUAUAAAUGUUAUGUUGAUGAAAAAGUGUUAACAAAAGCAUCGCAUUAAAGCUGCACCUUCUGCAAGACCUCUUUGAUCACUCCCUAAUCAGCAUCGUUUCUUUGGUUUGAAAACAAUCACAGCAGUAUUUUCUUCAGUUUAAAGUUAGAAUCUUUACCUUUUUUACGUGGUCAAAUAUGCCCCAAAACAUCCUGAUCUUGAAUACAACGUUAGUCUACUAUACUGUAACUUUACUGUUGUCCUGUUUAACCUCCUGAUGUGUACAUGAUUCGUCAUGAUUGACAGCUGAGCUUCCAACUCUAGAACCUGGGUGACGUCACACAAACCUGAGCCAGGGAGAUUAAAGAUGUCGGAGAAGGUGCAGAACACCUUCAGGUUGCAGCUGUCCUCCGUCAUGGACUCCCUGCUCACUGCAGCAGUGUGUGAGAUCUCCAAGAUCUUUGAGGGCAGUCUGAGUGAGCAGCAGGCAGAGCUCACGCGGAGUGUAGAGGAGAUCUCAGCAUUGAAGGGGAAGCUGAGGCUGGCAGAGAUAAGGUUGAAGGAGGGUGGAAAAAUAAAGGUGUUGAAUGGUACGGCUGCCAACACCUCUGGGCAAACAGUCACUGACGUGACGACAAUUGCUGAUAUAGAAGAAGAAGUACCCGAUUGGUGCGAGCCCCUUCAGUCAGAAGAUUCUUUAAUUCCACCCUCGAAGAUCAAAAAGGAAAAUGAGUGGCCAUGGGUGGACCUGCGACCACUGAGUGUGUCUCUCUGGCGCAUCCCUAACAUCAAACAAGAGCAGGCUGAAGAUUUUGAUAACCACUUGCUGACAGCCCUAGCCAGGAGUCCUCCACGAAAAGGGUCGGCUGCGGAGCGGUUGUUAAACAGACGGUUAAAAGACAUACCUGAACUGAGCGCGGCCUGGUCAGGGUAUGGUUGUGGCUCAGUAGGGCGGGGGCGGGGGCUGAGGAAGACCCAUGGUAGUCUGUUGUGCACAUUCAAACAAGAAAAUCCGGAACCCCAGAGCAGCGUCUUAUUAGAUAAGAAUGUCUUGAGGCACAGCACAAGACGUGGAAAAGAUUGUGACUUACAAAGCAAACACAGAGAGGGGACACAUGGGAAAACGAGUGACAUAGUGAAAAAGAAGGUAGGAAGGAGAAGAAAGCAUUUAAAAAUGGAACCUAGUGCAGAGGAAGAAGCAACAACCAGUGGAACUGACAAGAGUUUCUGCUGCAAAUACUGUGGGAAGGGCUUUCACAGAGAGUUUGGUCUUUCUGUGCACAUGAGGUCUCAUAAUAAGGGGACAUACAAAUGUCCUAAGUGUCCCAAAAAGUUUCCGUACCCAAGUGCACUCCGUGUGCACACAUUGAACAGCCACGGCAAAACAGAAAAGAACAAACCUUGCUCUAACGUCAAAGAAAAGUUGAACUCUAUCAACCACAAAGUGAAAUCCCUCUCCCCCAGCAGAACAAAGCCUACUUCCCCCAACAACAAACCUCUCUCUUCCAGCAAGGCCAAACCUCUACCCCCCAAAGACAAACCUACCUCCCCCAACAACAAAGCUGGCUCCCCUAAAGGCAGCACACAUCCACAACUUUAUUCUUGUCAAGUUUGCCAUAAGGAGUACACUUCUGCAAAAUCCCUGCAGGACCACGAACACAUUCACACAGGUGAGAGACCGUACCCUUGUAACCAGUGUGGGCAGAGGUUCCGUGUAAAGCAGUUCCUGAUAUUACAUUUGCGUAAAGCCCAUGCGGAUGUGUACGGAGGUGAGGAGAGCAGCAGAUACCUCUCCUGGACUGCACCAGUGGAGGAUCCCAUUGCUAACGGUGCUGAGCAGCAACCUGCCAUUAAGUCAAAGAGCAAAGACGAUCGACGUGCAAAGGAAAACAGCAAACGGAAGCAAAUGACAGAAACAGACGGCCUGUUUCAAUGCACAGUGUGUAAAAAGCUGCUAAGUUCACAGAUGAGCCUCGUUCAACACUUCCGCAUCCACACAGGUGAGAAACCGCUCAGCUGCGAAGAGUGCGGCAAGAAAUUCCGCUGUCACCCCAUCUUGAUCAGCCACAGGAAGUCCGCCCACCCUGGGAAGAAGUACCAAUGCCUCAGGUGUGUUCAGCAAUUUGAGACCAUGGCUGAACGUAAGAGACAUCUGCUACAAGUCCACCAAUUCAAGAAACCCAACCCACGGUCCCGCUGUCCUCGCUGUAACAGGACUUUCCACAACAGUAACUCCCUGAGGAUCCACUAUGAAACUGUCCAUGCCUGAGUCUGUCCACACAUGGCUCGGCCUAGUCAAGUUGGAGUGUUCAUCAGGACCAGGAUCAAUUACAUUCAGAAAGUCAGAUUGUUACGUCCAUUUGAAGUUACAUUUGUGAUUUGAAAAGUGCUGUUUAUUUUCGAAUAAGUAUUUUUUGUCAUCAUUGACUGGCUGAGUGAAAAGCGAAUUGACCCCAACCCUGGUGGCCAAUUAAUUAACAUGAUGCUGAGAGAGGACUCUAAAAGAGCAAAAACAUGUGAUUUGGUGGUCAAUGUUUGUGAUAUGGUGAUCAAUAUGGGUAUCACUGAUCAAACUGUGAUAUGUGGAUGCAGGAUCACAUGUUUUUAAAGUCAGUGCCGAACCAGUUUAUGGCAUUUUUGAUUUCAACGUCUUGGAGCCAUGUUUUAUGUUUUUAGUUUCAUGUAAACACGUCUCUAUCAUUUCUAUGUUAUUAUGACAAAUGUAACAUGUUAUUUGUACUGUACAUUCUCUAUGUUGUCAAGAAUAGCACAGGGAAUAUACUUUUGCUCCAUCAGUUUUUUAUUUUUAUUUUUUUACAUUAAUAAAAUGUAUUUACUGGA